AUGCCAUACUAUGCGGUAGCUAAAGGAAGAAAUUCUGGUGUUUAUUCAAACUGGAAUGAUUGCAAGAGUCAAGUGAAUGGGUAUAGUGGUGCUUCGUUCAAGAAGUUUGAUACUGCUGCUGAAGCUAGCGCAUUUGCGUCUGGUGGUGGUUCAAGUGGCAGUGGUGCUGGUCGUGGUGCUGGUCGUGGUGCUGGUCGUGGUGCUGGGUCAUCGUCGUCAUCGGCAGCGUCUUCUUCUUACGGAGGUGGCUAUGGGGGAAGCUAUGGAAUCAGCUCAAGCUCAAAAGUUACCAAGCCAUCCACCAGCAGCCCCUCCUCGUCCUCCUUCUCCUCAUCCAAAUCUCAACCCAAAACAUACAAAAUUUACGUUGAUGGAGCAUCAAGAGGCAAUGGUCAAUCCAAAUCCGCACCUUCAGGCUAUGGUGUCUACCACGGACCUGGAAACUCGCGCAAUGCAGCAGUUGGGUUACACGAAGUUGACGAUGUCAGCAAACACGCGCCAACCAAUCAACGUGCAGAGUUGCACGCGAUCAAACACGCAUUGACUGACAUAAAGUCCGAUUUGAAGAGUGGCAAAUCGUCAUCAACCAAGUACGAGAUCCAUAGUGAUUCGAAAUAUGCUAUUCAAUCAGUCAAUGAGUGGAGUGACAAGUGGCUGAAGAAUGGGUGGAAGACAUCGACUGGGCAGCCGGUUGCUAAUUCGGACUUGAUUAGAGAUGCGGUCCAGUUGAAGAAUGAGAUCAAUGAUUUGCAUCGUGAGCGGAAUUGGCAACCUUUGGAGUUUCAUCAUGUUAAGGGCCAUUCUGGAGAUGUGGGUAAUGACGCUGCUGAUCGGUUGGCCAAUCAAGGAGCUGAUAAGAUGGCAAGAUAG
Molecule: messenger RNA, 870 nt
Organism: Lodderomyces theae
Lineage: Eukaryota; Fungi; Ascomycota; Pichiomycetes; Serinales; Debaryomycetaceae
Product: RNA-DNA hybrid ribonuclease
Exons: 1
Coding region: 1-870 (289 amino acids)
Biological process (GO): DNA replication, removal of RNA primer
Molecular function (GO): RNA-DNA hybrid ribonuclease activity; magnesium ion binding; nucleic acid binding
Source: RefSeq, a predicted model, not a curated record